Messenger RNA from Aureobasidium subglaciale EXF-2481, 1570 nucleotides. RefSeq lists its product as uncharacterized. The transcript has 4 exons. The record is from RefSeq and is a predicted model, not a curated record. Bases 134 to 1225 code for a protein of 363 amino acids. Gene Ontology annotation, molecular function: DNA binding; zinc ion binding. NCBI's taxonomy places the organism in Eukaryota, Fungi, Ascomycota, Dothideomycetes, Dothideales, Saccotheciaceae.
UGGCUGGCUGCCUUCACUGCGCACUGUUUCCAUAUCUGCCUUGUGCGACAGCAAUUUGUUUCCCAGCGCUCAUUGUCAACCUCGUUGUCUGUUUGCCGAUUUCCCUCUCCUUUGCGCUACUUUUUCCAUCACAAUGCCUUAUCGUCUCGAAAUCAGCCCCAACAACCGCGCCGGUUGCAAGGGCACCGGGUGCAAGGACACCAAGAUUACGAAGGGCGAGCUUCGCCAGGCUACUCAAAUCACCAUCCAUGAGCAUCAGAGUUGGGCCUAUCGUCACUGGGGUUGUGUUACUCCAAAGCAACUCCAGAACAUGAAGGCCGAAUGCGCCAUGGACAUGGACUACGUCGACGGCUACGACGAACUUCCUCAGGACAUCCAGGAAAAGGUCUACCGCGCUCUUGACCAAGGCCACGUCGACAUGGCAGACUGGAAGGGUGAUCCAGAGUACAAUGUGCCUGGAAUGAGCGGCGCUGGUCCCAGAAAGUCAAAGAAGAAGAAGGACGAAGAAGCUGCUGCCGCUGCUGAAGCCGAAGCCGCAGGUGAGAACCCUCCAACCUCCUCUGCCCCCGAGCCCGCUCCCAAGAAGCGCAGUCGCAAGAAGGCCGACGUCGACGAUGAAGAAGCUGAGGCUCCACCACCUAAGAAGGCAAGAGGCAAGAAGGCUGCGAAGGCCGAGGAUGCCGACAUCGACACUGAAGAGCCUGAGGUGAAGCCCGCUCAGAAGAAGGGCGCCAAGUCCAAGAAGGCCGUCGAGACCGUCAAGGCAGAGGAGACUUCCGAAGUCGACGACACCAUGAAGCCUAGAAGAGAAACUACUAAGGGCAGAAAAGUGCCCAAGCAAGAGCAGACUUCAGAUGUUGACGAGGCUCCCAAGAAGACUGCUGCCAAGAGCAAGAAGGCGGUCAAGACUGAGGAGGACGUCCCUAAGGAGGCUACCAGAAAAUCAUCCAGAGCAAAGAAGGCUGUCCCUGUCGCUGAACCCGAAUCCUCCGAGACCGAGCCUGCUCCCCAGAAGAAGAAGAAGGCCACUGCCAAACCUCGCAAGACAGCCAAGUCCAAGGAGGUUGUCAAGUCCGAGGACGAGGAAGACGAAUUUCACGAGUCUGCUGAGCCCGCUGCUGAGCCUGUCGAGGAGUUCGCCGAAGAGUCCGAGGCAGCUGUGGAAGAAGAGGAUAAGCCCGCUCCCAAGAAGAAGCGUGGUGGUGGCUCCAAGAAGAAGGCAUAAGCUCGUCUAGCUGACGUGAUUCUCUGUUUCCGCCUGGUACACCAACACGCGCUGUUUACUUGCACAGUCUGUUUACAUGUUUAUGCUGGCACGUUCUAUACCCUUCAUGAGCGCGCGUUCGUCUUUAGUGUUAUUCUAGUUUAACGACUAAUGAGCUUCUUUCCCAAGUCGCCUCACUUCUGCCUCUCCUUGUGAAAUCUGCCGCAUUUGGACCUAUCCCACGUCACAGUCCUCGGUAAACUCGCAGCAAUGUCGUCGAGAUGCGUCGUUUCGUGGACUCCCUGCUCCGAGUCCAUUGAUUUAAGAUAUGACUGUGCCUUGCUACAGCUUGGUAGGGCUCUACUG